This is a messenger RNA of Epinephelus moara (kelp grouper), 8993 nucleotides long. RefSeq names its product patatin-like phospholipase domain containing 7a (gene pnpla7a). The coding region runs from base 97 to 4119 and encodes 1340 amino acids. The record is from RefSeq and is a predicted model, not a curated record. Gene Ontology annotation, molecular function: phosphatidylcholine lysophospholipase A1 activity. The transcript is spliced from 36 exons. Gene Ontology annotation, cellular component: endoplasmic reticulum. NCBI's taxonomy places the organism in Eukaryota, Metazoa, Chordata, Actinopteri, Perciformes, Serranidae. Gene Ontology annotation, biological process: lipid metabolic process.
CAUACAAAAACUUUGUUAGCUGACUGCUAACUCUGCUCCAUCGUCUGUCAAGCAAUGUUACGAGCCUGAAGCAGCACUUGUGAAAUCCUCGAAAAGAUGGACUGCAAAACAGAGAGUGACGGAGAAUUCUGCAGAUGGGCGAGUUCAGUGCUGGUGAACAGCAAAAAUGACCUUACAUCACGACUGCAACAGUUUGUGGAGGAUAGGAUGCAGACCACCAUGCUCACAGGUGUACUGAUUGGAGCUGCAGUCGCCAUCACACUGAUUGGCAUCGUGGUGCUCUUCCUUUACAGGAGAUAUAAGCUGGCUCGUGAAAAAGAGCCUGGCACACCACAUUAUCGCUUCAGAAAACGUGAUAAAGUGCUCUUCUAUGGGAGGAAGAUCAUGCGGAAGGUCCGGACGCUGUCCUCGAUUCCUCCUCCCACCACUACCUCAGUAUCAAAGCAAGUGCCACGCAUACGCAAAAGAACCAAAGUUCUAAGCAUAGCUCGCAAAAUCCUGAGGAUCCGCAAAGAUCCUCCCACCCUGCAGCCCAAGGAGCCCCCUCCCUCACUGCUGGAGGCUGACCUAACAGAGUUUGAUGUGCAGAGCUCAAACCUGCCCUCCGAAGUCCUCUACAUGCUGAAGAAUGUCAGGGUGUUGGGUCAUUUUGAGAAGCCCCUGUUCCUGGAGCUGUGUCGACACAUGGUGUUUAUCGAGCUGCAGGAGGGUGAAGGUCUGUUCAGGCCAGGAGACGAUGACGACAGCAUCUUCGUGGUCCAGGAUGGACGGCUUGAGCUUAGCAUCCAGGAGAACGAUGGGACAGAACCAGUGGUGAAGGAUGUGCUCCCAGGAGACAGCGUCCACAGUCUGCUCAGUAUCCUGGACAUCAUCACUGGUUAUCCAGCUCCAUAUAAGACUGUAUGUGCACGGGCUGCGACUCGCUCCACCAUCCUACGUUUACCUGCAUCAGCCUUUGAGUCUGUGUUUAAGAAAUACCCAGAGACACUUGUUCGCGUCAUUCAGAUAAUCAUGGUGCGGCUCCAAAGAGUCACCUUCUUGGCGCUUCAUAACUAUCUGGGCCUAACAACUGAGCUCUUCAAUCCGGAGAGUCAGGCAGUGCCCUUGUCCAAUAUAAACAAUGUGAUGGGAGAGGCGGCUUCUGGGAAGACGACUCGUCGUUUGCACUUCCAGGAGGAGUUACCCGCUGGGACCAUGGAGAGCCCCACAGAGACAGAUGGUGUAAAGGACAGCCCUUCAAAUAGCUACAGGAAGCCGCGAUCCACCUCGGCGCCCACCGACUGCGCAGGUAUCGACCUGAACAUGGCUUGCGAACGAGCCCGAGUCACUAUAGAUGAAGCUCCACCCAGUCCUGUCAUUCCCAAAUCUAGUCUAAAGAAGAGUGUUACAAUGCAGCACACGCCCUCUGAAGUGUUUCACUACACAGACGGUGGGGGGCACUCUGAUGCCAUCUACCUCAGUAAGAGCUGCACAAUCCUCCAGGCUGCAAAGAGGGACCUGCUGGGAAUCAUCCAGCUGCAGGACCCCAGUCUGCUUGAGGGCAGAGUGACCCUCCAUCAAGUCAAAGCUGGCUCUGUGGUGGCUCGUCAGGGAGACCAGGAGGUGAGCAUCCAGUUUGUGAUUUCUGGCCUCCUCCACGUUUACCAGCGGAUGAUUGAUCGCGAAGAAGACACCCGUCUGUUUGUGACGCACCCUGGAGAGCUUGUAGGUCAACUCGCCGUCCUGACUGGAGAGCCGCUCAUAUUCACUGUUCGAGCUCAGCGAGACUGCAGCUUCCUCUCCAUUUCCAAAACCCACUUCUAUGAGAUAAUGCGUGUGGAGCCGCAGGUAGUGCUGAACGUUGCUCACACAGUGGUGAGGAGGAUGUCAUCUUUUGUCAGACAGAUAGACUUUGCUCUCGACUGGAUGGCUGUGGAGGCUGGCAGGGCAGUCUACAGGCAGGGAGAGAAAUCGGACAGUACUUUCAUCGUGCUGAGUGGUCGACUGCGCUCUGUAAUCAUGAAGGAAGAUGGCAAGAAGGAGCUGAUAGGAGAGUACGGACGCGGCGACCUGAUUGGAGUGGUGGAGGCCUUGACCCAUCAGAACAGAGCCACCACAGUGCACGCUGUACGAGACUCUGAGCUGGCCAAAUUACCAGAGGGAGCUCUCAGCUCCAUCAAAAGGAAGUUCCCACAGGUUGUCACCAGGUUGAUCCACUUACUAGGACAGAAGAUCCUCCAGCAGGUCAAUGGUCCUCUGACAGCUCGCAGUUUGGCCCUCCACACUCCUGGCAGUAAGUGGGAUGCAGGGAACCAGGCCUCCAACCUCUCCACUGUGACAGUCUUGCCUGUGUCAGAAGAAGUGCCUCUCACUGCCUUUACCAUGGAGCUGCAGCAUGCACUCCUGGCAAUAGGUCCCACUCUUCUGCUGACUAGCGAUAUUAUCAAACAGCGACUUGGAGUUGCAGCACUAGACAGUGUCCACGAGUACCGUCUGUCCAGCUGGCUGGGCCAGCAAGAAGACAUCCAUCGCAUAGUUCUUUACCAGACGGACUCCACACUGACCCCGUGGACACAGCGGUGCAUCCGUCAGGCCGACUGCAUCAUUAUUGUGGGGCUAGGAGAGCAGGACCCAGCCGUUGGGGAGCUGGAGCGUAUGUUGGAAGGAAGUGCAGUGCGUGCCCAGAAGCAGCUGGUGCUGCUGCACAGAGAAGACGGCCCCCCACCCAAAGGAACUGUGGACUGGCUCAACAUGCGAAGCUGGAUCUCCAGACACCUCCAUCUCUCUUGUCCCCGAAGGGUCUUCUCUAAGAGGAGCCUGCCCAAACUGAUGGAGCUGUAUCAACGUGUGUUUGAGAAGCCAGCAGACCGCCACUCAGACUUCUCCCGCCUGGCUCGAGUUCUAACGGGCAAUGCUAUUGCUCUUAUCCUGGGUGGAGGAGGGGCUAGGGGCUGCUCCCAGGUGGGGGUAAUGCGAGCUCUCUGCGAGUCCGGCAUCCCCGUGGACCUCAUUGGUGGCACCUCUAUCGGUUCCCUGAUGGGGGCACUGUAUGCUGAGGACCGAAGCCACAGCCGCAUGAGGAUGAGGGCCAAAGAAUGGGCAAUGGAAAUGACAUCAGUGUUUAAGAAGGUUCUGGAUUUAACGUACCCAGUCACCUCCAUGUUCACCGGUGCUGCCUUCAACUCCAGCAUCAGCAGUGUCUUCAAGAGCAAACAGAUUGAGGACCUUUGGAUCCCAUAUUUUAACAUCACAACUGACAUCACUGCCUCUGCCAUGAGAGUACACACUGAUGGUUCUCUGUGGCGGUAUGUUCGUGCCAGCAUGUCUCUGUCUGGGUAUCUGCCUCCUCUCUGCGACCCCAAAGAUGGACACCUGCUGAUGGAUGGAGGUUAUAUCAACAACCUACCAGCUGAUGUGGCACGCUCCAUGGGGGCCAAAGUGGUGAUAGCUAUUGACGUGGGCAGCCGGGAUGAAACCAACCUUACUAAUUAUGGCGACUCACUCUCAGGCUGGUGGCUGCUAUGGAAACGCCUCAACCCCCUAGCAGAGAAAGUAAAGGUGUUAAACAUGGCAGAGAUUCAGACUCGGCUGGCCUACGUGUGCUGUGUCAGGCAGCUGGAGUCUGUGAAGAGCAGCGACUACUGCGAGUACAUCAGACCUCCGAUCGACAGAUACCGAACCCUGGAGUUUGGCAAGUUUGACGAGAUUGCUGAGGUGGGAUACCAGCACGGAAAGACUGUGUUUGACGUGUGGGGCCGCAGUGGAGUGGUGGAGAAAAUGUUGAAAGACCGACACCAGGAGGAGUUCCACCACACCCAAAGCAAGAGUCAUGUGGUAACGUGUCCCAAUGCUUCCUUUACCGACCUGGCAGAAAUUGUGUCACGCAUCGAGCCCGUCAAACCUGCUCUUGUGGAUGAGGAGUCAGAGUACAACACUGACUAUGAAGAGGAGGCAGUGGAGAGUGCUCUGUCUGACAUGGAGCUAUACAAUCGCUAUGGAGAGCACACUGAAGGGGAGGAGACUGCUGACACGGAUGAAGAGCUGGAAGGGAGACACGCACGCCACAUUACCUCACUCACCAGCAGCAACCCCCAGUCUCCCACCGCCUCUGACAGUCCAUCAAACCACGAAGUCCAUUAACUGAGGACCAGUCUAAUGAACUCUGCUCGAUCAGGUCGUCACAAUUUAACCUGCCACAUUUUACCCUCCAGUCUGUCCCGCAUGACUCAAAACCUGUCCCCUGCCCCCGCGACCGUCGGCAUGACUGCGAUUACUAUUUUGCCCUCGGUAACCUGGCCUCGUUAGCUGUGUGGCUGACAUAACGAAUGUGCAGCCACUUUUAAAAAAAAUGAAUACGGACAGGUAGUAAUGUACUCAGCUGCAAUCCUAUGCAUUCCUAUUAUAUAAGAGCAGCUGCAAGCUCUAUCAUUUCUCAUAUUGAGAUAGUGGAGAGUGCAUCUGUAGCUUUACAUGAAUCACAUAGACCAAGAUAGAAGGUAGGAGAGGUCGGGAGAUACUAUUUCCAUGAAAUAAUAAUUACAUGAGUCAAGGUGACAACUUCGGCUCUUGGUUGAUUACAUAAAGAAGAUAGAUUUGAGAUAAAGAUUCACUUCACCUCACUUCUGUUAUCUAGACAUGCAGAUAGUUUUGACGUAUGCAUCUCUGAGAUUUCUGCCACACACAACAUUAAAAGAUUAGACAAAAAAAACUGGCACGUCCAAAGAAAAAUAAACAAAAGGAUAAGACAGAAAAAAAAAGUUGCAGAUUUCCUUUUAAUUUAGAUAUUUACAUCAUCUCAGGCCACUGAAAAUCCUUCAAAUUAAAGCACCAAGAUGGCAUAAUCACUCUUUGGUUGCCCUGCUAAUAAUUCCAUCCACAGUGACGUGUUGAGCAGUCACAAGUAGGCAUUACUGUAUUAUAAAAGUGCAGUCAGCGAUUCUAAUCUAAAUGACUUUGUGUCAUAUUCAGCAAAGAUCUCACGCUCCACUAGCUGUCUGCUCUGUGUGGGCACUGAAGAAAAAUAGACAGACAGACAGACAGACAGACAGACAGAUUCAAAAUACUAAAUUCAAUUCACCUCACUUGUAUUUGGAGUGGCAGAAAUCUCAGGGCAAAUAACACCAAAACUAACAACAUAGCUAGAUACCCUGAGAGGAAAGUAAGACUAACAGUCAGUGGCUACUUCAUCAGGUACACCUGUACAAUCUAAUGCAGUCCAAUACAACAGCUCUGUCAUAACAUCCAUCUAUAUAAAGCUAAUAGCGCUCAGUUAUUGGAGACAGUGUUGGAAAUGUGUAAAUUCAAUUAGAUGUUCAUAAUUGAGGUCAAAUGAGGUGUUUCUAUUAUUUUGUCCUCCCUAUUUGCAUACAUUAGGAGGGCAGAAUAUUAGAAAAACCUCUGCAUAUAAUGCAGUCCAGUACAACACCAUCAUAUGACCUCAGUGCCCAAAAGAAAACUGAUUACAUGCAUUAUAAAAGUAGACUUUUUUGCAUAACAGUUGUAUUGGAUUACAAUAGAAUGUAUGAUUGUACCUAAUAAAAUGGCAUGUGAGUAUUGCAUUGAUGUAUUAAGUUAGACUUGACAAAAAUCAGAGCCACUCCUUAUCGUUUUGUGCAUUCAGUCUACGUAACGAUCCACAUCAGCAAGCCUGAUGUAAAAACAGAAAGCGAGCAAAACAAGCAGUGCGCUCUGCGGCCAUGGCUGUCAGCACAGCUUUGUCGCACCCAGUGUGCCAGGGACAUGGAGGGAAGUAAUGAUUGCAAUCCACUUCAAAGCACUGGUUUCCCCUCUCAGCUGGCGAGAGAAGCCUCCCCCCCACCCAUCUGUUUUCUGGCUCGAAUCUAUCAGACACAGACUGAGCGGCAGACAGUGUGGAUCUGUCGAGUGAACUGUGACGCUCCGCUCGCCUCAGUACAGUUUAUGCACAGGGGCUAUUUGCAGCAGCGGGGCAGAUCUUCACAGGAACACGUUGUAACACGAGUUAUUUGGCUUGUCAAGACAUGCUUUAACUUUUUUUUAAGUGACUUGGAUCAGAUUUUUCUUUUCAAACUGCCAUUACGAUGAUCAGAUUUUUGUUGCAUACAUAAUAUUAUCUGAGUAAAAUGAAAAGAGUCUCUGUAGGUCUUGCUUCGAUUUUCUUAACAUCCGUUUGGCUGAUUGAUUAUGCACUUAUGAAGUGUAUUGCUGAGGACCCAAGGGAGUGCGAGCCCUUAAAGUAGAUCUGUGGAACAUUUUAUCAGUAUUGUAUUAUGUUCAUACUGUGUAGCAUAUUGAAAAGGGACCCCCAGUGUUGUAGUCUGGACCAUUUAAUCCAAGACCAAGUCAUAAGCAGUCAUGAGUCAAGACCAAAGUGUACAUUUAAAAUAAGAAAUGAGUUAAGUUAUUGGAUGCAUUUGAAGUAGGAAGUUUUGCAUCAUAUCACUGUGUUGAUGUUAGCCAACAAAUCAAACAACGCACAGACAGUGUAGUGAUAUCCCCCGCAGCUGUGGACUCGACCGGUCUUGAAACAAAAUCCUGCGUACUCUUUAGUCCCGUUUCCAUCAAACAUGUUCAGUAUGGUACCUUUGUAACCAAAAGUAACCCUUCAGACAUGGUACCUAGACCCAGUGUUUCCACCUCAAACAGUACUCUUAAAUGUGGGUGGGGUUGUUGUCACUCACUGCUCCGUCCAGCACUCACUGUAUUUCCUCAUUCCUCAUUACCAGUGACACCAGUCUGCACCUCGUUUAUCGUCCACAGAACGGGGUUGCACACAGGCCCAGAUCAAAAUAAAUCAGGCUGUAGUGAGAGUCUCUCUCCAUGGGAUAUUUAAAUUUUUCCCACUUGUUAUGUGUAUGUCAUGGGAGAGGCAGAAAAACAUUCAUUGUAUAGUUACAAUUUACUAAUAAAACUCUCCACAGUAUGAACAGUGGUUACAUGAAACCAGCCACAACUCAGCCCUGAGCAGAGUGACCGUCCUCUAUUGACUAAUCAGACUGCAGUGUUCACAGCUCCACCUUUUAGUACCAGAUCUGUGUGCUAGGUACCCCAACAGAGGGGGGACGAAAAAUGGAGACAGUAUGGAACAGUUCCACUGGUACCAUCCACAACUUUUCACAGUGGAAAUGGAAAAAAAAAAAAGCGUGUUGAGCUGAACUGAACCAUACUGUACUGCUUGGUGGAAACAGGGCUUUUGAGACAGGAGUGAGUAAAAAAGCGGUCAGUUGUGGUCUCAAAACCAAGACCGAUCUUGAGUACUACAACACUGGGAACCCCUAUUUCUCUCCGUUGCUUGCUACAGUACAUUCAAGAAGAGAUGAAAAACAGAGAUUGGAGAUACCUGAGAUGUUAAACUGUACCAGACUCAUUUUAACAUUUCAAGCAUCAGCAGUGUAACUUUCAAAAUGAACGCUUUUGUUCCUUGAAAUAGCCUGGUCCCAAAUACCCAGCUGUGAGCAUAUGAUGCGUAUACUGUAGCAAUGCUUUAGGACGAAACUGUGUCAUAACAGCAUGCUUAGGAAGGAAAUGCAGUGUCACGUGUGAGGUUGAUUGGAUGAGCGGUUCUCGAGAAAGCUGCAAGCAGCAACGAGAGACCAAGGAAUGGGACUGUUCUAAACAGAUACUUUAAACGGGCACUGCAGUCAUUGUGAGAAAAGUGAGUAACUGAAUAUAUUCAUAUUUAAGCCAAGAAUGUAUACAACCUUAGCCCUAGAUGUUUUUAUGCACAACAUUCUGACAAUCACUCCAGAGAUGCAAUGCAAUGUACAAACACACUAACACAUUGUUACAUAGCCUUGUUUAACACGCCUCUCUGUAUGGCACUUUACCAUGUUUAGAGUUGACCUCAGUCACAGCUAGAGCUGCAACUUAUGAUUAUUUUCAGUAUUGAUAACCUUGAUCUUUAUGUUUAUGUUGUAUGUAUGAUCUUUGUGUUUAAUUAACACAUUAAUAUUUUGAUUCAUAUAACGUUACAGAAUAGAAAAUGGAUUGUCAAAUUUCUUAGAGACUGAGGUGACGUCUUUAAAUUGUUUUUGUCUGACCAGCCGUCCAAAACCCAAAGAUUUGUAGUUUACUUCGAAGUGAUUCCAGGAAAAACAACAAAGCCUUAUGUCGUAGAAACUGGAACCAUUAAAAGAUUUGCAUUUGGCUUGAAAAUGAAUUAUCGAGAUUAAUAGUUAAUGGUUUUUACUAAUUGUCUCAGCCCUUAUCGCCUUAUUACCAGAGCCCUAACAACAGAGCAUGACAAACAUUUUUUUAAGUGGAUCCCUUCAAUAUGUUUUUGAAAGGAGUGUGAUAGUCGAAAAAAAAAACAUGUAAUAGUGCAAUUGUGCUGCUAUUUCCUGUUAAUUAUCCGCUGACACAUCAUCUACAAAUGUAUCUGCAAUAAGCUAAUAUCAACCGGCCAGUUAAUCAGUCAGGCUUUAAUCAUUUGAAUAUCAAUGCAACAUUUUUAUUGUUUUAUUUUCACCCCACUUGAUAAAGCACCCUGUGAGCCUCACCGUAUGAAGCUGCGAUCUCUGCUUAUACCGGUGACACAGUCCCUGUGGCCUUACACGUGUAGACAGUAGGAGAAACGCUGUGACAAACACUAAGGGUUUCCCACUUGGUGUUGGUUAAGAGUCUGGACACAGAAUGUGUGAACAAGGCGGAGACAGAAAAAUGUUGUUUACCAGUGAGGUAAUGUUGUUUGCACUGGUGUUUUUUUUGUACUUUUGGGUGGUUUCCAAAAACUGAGCACAAUGAAUUGAUGCUGUCUGGCAGAAUGAAUGUUUGGCUACUUUAUAAAAUGGGACAUGGUAAUGGAUGAGGUGCUUACGUAAUGUGUGGGACUGUGCCAUGAGUUAAUGUUACAAAGCCUUAGAUGACCUGUACAGAAAAAAACAACCACUCGUGCCCUCAUUUAGCGUAAGUGUACAAUGAUGAAUGUUUACCAGUAAGCCUGUAAUGUAUGACAUCAGUUACUUAUCUAUAUUUAUGAUAUUUGAUAAAUAUGUUUUUGAUAAUCAAUUGUUACUAAUAAACCACUGUUUGAUGUA